AGGCCCUAUUUUCCUCUGCCAUUCUCAAUCCUCGCAGGUUUAACGUUCAUAGGAUUGUCAGCUACAAUGGAGUCAGACAUAUUAGAGACAACAUAUAUGAAGCGACAGCGGAAGCGGAAGGAGACAUUCUUAAGUUGGUGACUUUGAAAGUAGUGGAUCCAAAUGACACAGAAUUUCUUUCCUAUGAAAUGACAGAAGGUUUGGAUAAGGAGCAUGUGUUAGUUGGUUAUGAUAGUUAUGAAGAACCAGGACGACGUGUAAUUGUUUAUGAACGCCACCAAAGCCUACAAGAUUGGCUCCAACAGCAUCAAGUUGUGAUUGGAGGGAGACUUAACCAAGAGUUGAUAUCCAUUAUAUGGGACCUGCUUAAAGCCAUUCAAUACUUGGUGCCAUUAAGAAAGCUGGAAGGUGGCUUUGACAUGCAUAAUGUAGUAGUGGUGAAGGGAAGGGGGAAAAUUACAGGAUUAUGGGAUGACUAUGAAGGACAAAAUCUUCAGGUUAUCCGACUAGAAAUUGCAAGUGUGUUAGAAAACAUUUUCAGCCGCUGCUAUGGGCUUGAAAUAACUCAAAUUGAAGAUUUCAGAUCCCUUAUUGCUGUUUUAAGGAAAUCAGACCUACCUCAUGACCAUGUUUUCAGGAUCAUACACAGACAUCCCUUGCUUUUGACCCAUUCUUCCCGUGUUGCUUUUCGAUUGCUUGCCUACACAUCUAUACUUAGAUAUAAUUCCAAUUACCGAACAUCACAAUUUGUUGGAGACUAUGAUAAUUUUUUGUCUGCUUGUUCUUUAAGUCGUCCGUGUAUUAGCACUUCAUGGACCCAAUGGGUAAAAUAUAACAACAGACCAAACUACUAUAGCCAAGAAUUGAAGAGGGCUUUGGCAUUGCCGUCUACUCCGUAUUCAGAUUCCCCUUGGUCUUUUUUUAAAUUCAUGAGAAAUCUUGUAGCCCGUGUGGGAAAUGCUGAAGAUUUAGACAAAGAGUUAAACCUCAUUUGGCCCGGUUUUCUUGGGAUGAUAUUUGAAAUGCUACUAGAAUUUCAAGUAGUUUUGAUUGAUAGUGUCUGAGGCUUUUUCUCAAAGGAUGUUGCUGGAACUUCACGAGGAUAUACUGGAAGAUGAGCUUCUAAUCAAGGUUCCUGGAAGUGCAUACUCUGGAGAGAAAAGCACCACCACUGGAGGUGAAAUCGAGGAGCUAAGUCCUUCAAAGCUUAAUAAUUCGGAAACCCAUUGUGAAGCAUCAACAGGCAGUAUCUGAAUCAUUUCCCAUGUGGUUGUUGUAUCCUGCAGAUUAAAUGAGUUUGAUCAUGAGAAAUUUUGUAUUGGAAGCAUGCAUUGCAAUGACUGAGAUUCUAUGGAAUGCUGGUGGUAAAUAUUUUGUAUCUUUUAUCAUUAGAUAGACUUCAAUUUCCCUAGUGGAACCUGCAAUGACUGAAUGUUACCACUGAAUUAUUUACAUAGUCAGGAAGAUAAAUGAGGUAGUUCUGUUGAGUCGAUGUUGAUGAGGAACUCAGAAUUGUUUGACCAAUAUAUUUCUAAUCAGUGCAAUGGCUUUUCAAGAUGGUGGACCAUGUAGUUGACUGUCCAUGAAAAUAGUAAAUAUGUGUGCUUUAGGGAACCCCAUGGUGGCUGUAAUAUCACAGUUCUUGAGCUAUGAUACUGUUCAUCGUCUUGCAAGUUUCAACCACCAAGUUCCUUUUCUUGUCUGGUGGUGAUAUUUGAGCAGGGUCAGGUUUAUGUGUGUUUGUAUAUAAUCUAAGAAAUGACAGACUAAUGUUGCAUUAACCAAAUCCAGAAUCAAGGGCAUUUGGAGAUUCACGAGGAUAUACUGGAAGAUGAGCUUCUAAUCAAGGUUCCUGGAAGUGCAUACUCUGGACAGAAAAGCACCACCACUGGAGGUGAACUCGAGGAGCUAAGUCCUUCAAAGCUUAAUAAUUCGGAAACCCAUUGUGAAGCAUCAACAGGCAGUAUCUGAAUCAUUUCCCAUGUGGCUGUUGUAUCCUGCAGAUUAAAUGAGUUUGAUGAUGAGAAAUUUUGUAUUGGAAGCAUGCAUUGCUAUGACUGAGAUUCUAUGGAAUGCUGGAUUGAUGCAGGGCUAUUCCAAUGA
Vitis riparia (riverbank grape) is the source of this 2103-nucleotide messenger RNA. RefSeq lists its product as uncharacterized. Lineage: Eukaryota; Viridiplantae; Streptophyta; Magnoliopsida; Vitales; Vitaceae. The record is from RefSeq and is a predicted model, not a curated record. The transcript is spliced from 6 exons. Bases 189 to 1064 code for a protein of 291 amino acids.